Jatropha curcas is the source of this 1773-nucleotide messenger RNA. Its product is annotated as GRAS family transcription factor. The record is from RefSeq and is a predicted model, not a curated record. Lineage: Eukaryota; Viridiplantae; Streptophyta; Magnoliopsida; Malpighiales; Euphorbiaceae.
CAAACACACCUCACAUUUCCCUCUCACUCUCUCUCUCUCUCUCUGUUGAAAAGUAAUCAACCUUUACAAUUUAUUUUCUCUCACUUUCUCUCUUUCCAAACAGAACCACUCUUUUCUUUAUUUUCUUUCUCUGACAUAUCUCUUGCUAAUCGUACUUCUCUUGUCCUUGUUUACGAGAUUUGUCUCUUUUCUCUCGAAAGCACUUUAACCUUUCGAUUCUUAUUUCCCUCUCUUCGAUCAUGCUUCAAAGCUUAGUUCCUCAAUCGCCAAUAAAUUCCACCCCUACCACUACCAAUUCUACUUCCUCCAUGAAGACAAAGCGCGUCGAUAGAGACGCCUCAGGCGAUGAUCCUUCCUCCAAGCGACCUAAUUUUUCCAGCGAAGCUACUGUCUCUGGCGAUAAAACCACUGCUGAGGAAGAUUCUACAGAGACUACAGGUCUUAGGCUUCUUGGCCUCUUGCUACAAUGCGCCGAGUGCGUCGCCAUGGACAACCUUGACGACGCCACCGAUCUCCUCCCAGAGAUCUCGGAACUCUCAUCUCCAUUCGGAUCGUCUCCUGAGCGCGUCGGUGCUUACUUCGCUCACGCGCUUCAGGCGCGUGUGGUUAGCUCCUGCUUAGGUACUUAUUCACCUCUAACAUCCAAAUCGUUAACUCUAACUCAGUCUCAAAAAAUCUACAACGCUUUUCAGUCCUACAAUUCUAUCAGUCCAUUAAUCAAGUUCUCUCACUUCACUGCCAACCAAGCAAUCUUCCAAGCAUUGGACGGUGAGGAUUGUGUCCACGUUAUCGAUCUCGAUAUUAUGCAAGGUCUUCAAUGGCCAGGGCUUUUCCACAUACUCGCUUCAAGGUCUAAGAAGAUCCGAUCCAUGAGAAUAACCGGGUUCGGAUCUUCCUCCGAGUUGCUCGAGUCAACUGGUAGAAGACUCGCCGAUUUCGCCAGCUCACUCGGUCUGCCUUUCGAGUUCCAUCCUGUGGAAGGCAAAAUUGGAAACGUAACGGAUGUCAGUCAACUCGGGGUUAGAUCAAGAGAAGCGGUAGUGGUUCACUGGAUGCAUCACUGUCUUUACGAUAUAACAGGAAGUGAUUUAGGGACGUUGAGAUUGUUGACUUUGUUGAGGCCCAAAUUGAUCACGACCGUUGAACAAGACCUAAGCCAUGGGGGCAAUUUUCUAGGGAGGUUCGUGGAGGCCUUGCAUUAUUAUAGUGCUUUAUUUGAUGCAUUAGGGGAUGGAUUAGGUGCUGAUAGUGUAGAGAGACAUACGGUGGAGCAGCAGUUGUUUGGAUGCGAGAUUAGGAACAUUGUGGCCGUAGGUGGGCCCAAGAGAACAGGUGAGGUGAAAGUAGAGAGAUGGGGAGAUGAGUUGAAACGGGUCGGGUUCCAACCUGUAUCUCUUGGGGGAAACCCGGCUACUCAAGCUAGCUUGCUACUAAGUAUGUUCCCUUGGAAAGGAUAUACUUUGGUUGAAGAGGAAAAUGGUUGCUUGAAGUUGGGAUGGAAAGAUUUGUCUGUGUUGACUGCAUCUGCUUGGCGGCCGUUGGAUUAGAUUACUUUUAUCAAAAAAAUGGAUUGAUGAAAACGAUGAGAUCAAUCAUUGGUGUAAUCGAGUUUGCACGUUGAUAGGGGGGGAAGAAGACAAGAAGUGCUGAGUCAAUUAUUAAAUGGCGUUGAUAGUCUUGAAGAAAAAUCAGAUAUUUGUAAUAAAAAAAUUGAAAGAAAUGGUAAUGCCAUUGUUUAGAAUUUUUAUUCUUAACAAUUUCUUUUUCCCAUUC